Molecule: messenger RNA, 1244 nt
Organism: Puma concolor (puma)
Lineage: Eukaryota; Metazoa; Chordata; Mammalia; Carnivora; Felidae
Source: RefSeq, a predicted model, not a curated record
AUGGAAGGGGAUAGAAAGUUCCAGAAGACUUCCUGGUGCGCCACAGUGCCCGGGGGCCCCCGGCUAAAGGAGUCGGUCGAGUUUGCCGGCAACGUGCGCUGCGAUGAUGUCAUCGCUGGCCUCAGGGGCCUCAUCUUUAGUGGGGAUAACAAUAGAACGCCCCCCGCUGGCCUCAUGCGACCAGAGCAGGUGCUGAGGCUUGCUAAGAGGUGCCGAGUUGGAGAGGGGCCCCUGUUCGUGGAGACCUGGGGGAAUUUGAAAACCGCUGGUCCUUGGGAUGACACUUCCAAAAUGCACCUGCUCUCGGGACCUAUCCUCGGUGACCCCACGCCCCCUACAGGGCAUUGGAAGCAGCGCAUAGACUUUGCAGCCUCCGCAGCCGAGGAGGCGGGGAGCCCCCGGCAGCCCCGCGCAGACCGCUGCCCGCCGCCGCCGCGCUCGCUGCCCCCGGGCGCCUGCCAGGCCGCGCGCUGCCAGGCCGACUCAGAGGCUGGGGCGAUUCUCAGCUGCCUGGGGCGGGGCUCAAUGUAACCAUGUAUCGUUUCGUUAGUUUUAGACUGGCUAGUGCAGCCGAAACCUCGAUGGCUUGGUGGCAACGGCUGGCUCCUGGAUGGCCCUGAGGAGGUGUUGCAAGCCGAGGCCUGCAGCACCACGGAGGACGGGGCGGAGCCCCUCCUCUGCCCCUCGGGCUACGACUGCCACAUCCUGAGCCCCGGAGAUGUGGCCGAAGGCAUCCCCAACCGCGGGCAGUGUGUCAAACAGCGCCGGCAGGCAGAUGGGCGAUUCCUACGACACAAGUUUUACAAGGAAUACCCAGAGGGCGACUCCAAGAAUGUGGCCGAGCCCGGAAAAGGACCCUUGAGGCACUUUCAGUGAGGCAAUGGGGCAGCCAGCGCGCAGGAACAUUCUUCCACUUUCUGCUAAGCCUUGGAAACCGUUGGACCAAACACGAUUUGACCCCCAGAGGCCAUGCCCAGCUCAACAGAGAUACUCAGACACAGGACACCCGGCUCUCGAUGCCAGCAUGACCCGCCUGGCUGGGUGACUUCGCGGGAGCACUGGGUCCCCGUGUGACCAUCCGGGGAACACAGCACACCUAGCAGCCCCGCUAGACCCGGAGACCCCACGGAGCCCACCCUGGAAGAGGUCACUGCCUUUGUGAGCUGUGUCAAGCCCCUUUCCGUGUCUGUGUUGUUACGCAUUUCUUCCAGAUUUGUCUCUGGGAGGCAUGUCCCUAUGCCAAA